Pyrenophora tritici-repentis Pt-1C-BFP is the source of this 555-nucleotide messenger RNA. Its product is annotated as RNAse III. Gene Ontology annotation, biological process: RNA processing. The record is from RefSeq and is a predicted model, not a curated record. NCBI's taxonomy places the organism in Eukaryota, Fungi, Ascomycota, Dothideomycetes, Pleosporales, Pleosporaceae. Gene Ontology annotation, molecular function: ribonuclease III activity.
AUGACAGACCCUAUGCUGGACUCCGUGAGCCCCGACGAUAUAACCGAAACUGCACAACAAAAACUCGGCUACACGUUCAUGAACAAGGCGAACGCUUUCCGGGCAAUCAAACACGCGAAAAACCCUUUCGGACCUGGCUUCGUGAACGAUUCUCUUGCCGUCAUAGGUUCUGUAAAGAUGGCGAAUGUCUUGUGCAACUGGUGGUCCCUCAGACCGGAUUUCUACGGUCAAGAAUCGGCAGCCGAAUGGACUAUGGUCACACAUGAUAAGUUGGGCUUAACUGCACUGGCGAACUUGGCGAGGUCUUUAUCCCUGGAUUCCUGUCUUCGCAAUCCUAAAAUGUUUACUUUUGCGGAUCUUAGGUUCCCUCUUAUGGUUGAGAAAACGUUGGCGAAUAUGACCAAGGCAAUUAUGGGUGCAGUCUUCCUGGAUGGUGCGGAAGAGGCGUUCGUUGGGGUUAUGAAGAAACUCCAGUUUGAUCAGCACGAGUCCGGAUAUCUAGGGGCACUGUACCCAACCUCGGUGAUCAAAACUGAAGAACCGUAUAUAACAUAG